AUGUCCGUCAUUCAGACCCCCCUCACCGAGCUCUUCGGCAUCCAGCACCCCGUGCUCCUCGCCGGCAUGAACGUCGCGGCUGGCCCCAAGCUUGCCGCUGCUGUUUCUAACGCCGGCGGUCUUGGUGUGAUCGGUGGCAUUGGUUACACCCCCAAGCACCUCCGUGGUGUUAUCCAGGACCUCAAGAAGGACCUCAAGUCGCCCGACCUCCCCUUCGGUGUCGACCUCCUCAUCCCCCAGGUCGGCGGCAGCGCCCGCAAGACCAACUACGACUACACCAAGGGCAAGCUUGACGAGCUCAUCGACAUUAUCAUCGAGGAGGGCGCCAAGCUCUUCGUCUGUGCCGUCGGUGUGCCUCCCAAGCACGUCGUUGAGCGCCUCCACAAGCACAACAUUCUUGUCAUGAACAUGAUCGGCGCUGUCAAGCACGUCAAGAAGGCCCUCGCCGUCGGUGUCGACAUCAUCUGCGCCCAGGGUGGUGAGGGUGGUGGCCACACCGGCUCGACCCCCUUCUCGAUCCUCAUCCCCAACGUCGUCGACGCCUGCAAGGGCCACGUCUCGCCCCUCACCGGCAAGCCCAUCUACGUCGUCGCCGCCGGCGGUAUCUUUGACGGCCGCGGUCUCGCCGCCUCGCUCAUGUACGGCGCCCAGGCCGUCUGGGUCGGCACCCGCUUCGUCGCUUCCGUCGAGGCCGGCGCUCCCCCCAAGCACAAGGAGCUCGUCGUCACCGCCGACUACGGAGACACUGGCACCACCCUCAUCUACACUGGCCGCCCCCUCCGUGUCCGCCGCACCGACUACGUCAAGUCGUGGGAGAAGCGCCAGGACGAGAUCGAGAAGCUCACCACCGCCGGCAAGCUCCCCCACGAGCAGGAGCUCUCCAAGCACCCCGAACUGUCCCUCCCCGGCCGCCCCUGUGUUAAGCCGGCACGCGAAAUCAUUGAGGACAUGGUUUCUGGCGCAAAGCAGUGUCUGCUCCGUGGCGACUCGCUCAUUGCCUCCAAGGGCAAGCUCUAA
Apiotrichum porosum is the source of this 1017-nucleotide messenger RNA. RefSeq lists its product as uncharacterized. Gene Ontology annotation, molecular function: nitronate monooxygenase activity. The transcript has 7 exons. Lineage: Eukaryota; Fungi; Basidiomycota; Tremellomycetes; Trichosporonales; Trichosporonaceae. The coding region runs from base 1 to 1017 and encodes 338 amino acids. The record is from RefSeq and is a predicted model, not a curated record.